GAUGGGCUGCUUUGACUGUUACUAAGACUGUGGUUAAUAGUUACUGUGUUUUAUGAUUACUUAACUAUAGUUAAUUCUAGCCUUGGUUAUUGCAAAACAAAUAUAUUCACUGGUCCAGAAAAGCGACUUUGAUGAAACAUUUAACUGCACCAAGGAGGUCGAAGCAUCGAAGGAUUUUUAUAGCCCCGACUUUUAUUGCGACUUAGAUAUACGAGUCACUGCGUUAAUCUUGCUGUGUAAAAUGUGUGGUAGGGCAACAAUAUGUUGUCGGCAAACGUGCACCAUUGAAAGAAAUCCACAUCGUUUAUGUAACUUAAGUUUUAAUAUAUGCGUGCCGCGCACACGACAGGUACUCCCGGUAAAUAUUUACAUAUACAAAGCUCAACCUAUAUCAUUUACGAGAUUCGGUUAUUAACGUUUUAUAAAAAACGAUCUAUUUUCUGUUGUCAUAACAGGCCAGACAUUUUGCAUUAUACAAAAAAGUAACACUUUCUGUCGCAGUCAGAUGAUGUUGGCGCCAUCGGAGCCAAUUGGGGAAUUUUACGUCGUCAAUCUGCGUCUCUGACCCGCUACAUCGGAAGCUUUUUCAGAGGCGGCGGAAGAUCACGAAGAUGGCGGCGGUGUCCACGCUUUCGAUGCAGGACGGUAGCCCAGCAAGAGAACUUGGUAUUCAGACUGGUAGUGCCCUAGCAGUCGGAGAUAGAAUAAAAGUAGAGGAGGGAACAGAAGCAGAGAAGCAGAGUCGGGUGAAUGCCCUGCUGGAAAGGCUCCAUGCUAAAUACAAUACUGCACGCCCAUGGCAGGAAACCAGCAAGGUGGUUCGGCAGGCCAUGGAGAAGCGUGGGGUGAUGAAUGCUGCUGGACAUCAGCUGCUUCUCACAUGCCUAGAGACGCUGCAGCGUGCACUGAAAGUGAUCUCCCUACCCUCCAUGACAGACCGUCUUGAGUCCAUUGCUAGACAGAAUGGGCUAGGCUCUCACCUCAGCCCCUCUGGGACGGAGUGCUACAUCACAUCAGACAUGUUUUACGUCGAGGUGCAGCUAGAUACGGGAGGACAGCUGGUAGAUGUCAAGGUGGCGCAUCAUGGAGAGAAUCCUGCGAGUUGCCCAGAGCUUGUCCUACACCUUCGAGAUAAGAACUUUGAGGAAUUCUCCAAACACCUCAAGGGUCUGGUCAACUUGUAUAAACUCCCUGGAGACAACAAGCUUAAGACAAAGAUGUAUCUGACCCUGCAGUCCCUGGAGCUGGACCUCACAAAGAUGAUGCACAUGUUCAGGUUGGCCACAAAUGCCAACACUCUGGACACCAUCCUUUAUGGAAGCGUCGGUCUCCUGACAGCUCGCAGUGGAGGUCACCUGUUGUCAUUACAAUGCUAUGUGUCACCAUACGAUGUCUUCGAGGAAGGGACGAGAGCUCUGCUGAAUUUCACUGAUUCCAAUGUGCCUCGCUCCCUGGGCAUCAGCGUGUCAGUGACAGUGGAAGGCACUUCCUCAGUGUACAAGCUGCCCAUUGCCCCCCUGAUCACUGGAUCCCACCCUGUGGACAACAAAGGAACUCCUUCAUUUUCUGCCGUUACCAACUCAAACUCUGUGGACCUACCAGCCUGCUUCUUCCUGAAGAUCAAUCGGCCCACUCCCUGCUCGCUGUCGUUCAUACAACGCAUGGACACCAUCACAGGCAUCUCUGUGUUUGAAACCCCUCCGGCCCUGGCUCCGCUGUAUGAGCUCAUUGUGCAGAGCCAGCUCCAGGAUGAGGGUGUGGGCCCUUUGCCAAGCCAUGCACACACCAUGCGCUUCUACGCGUCUCUACCCGGCCAGCAGCACUGUUAUUUCCUGAACUGUGACGCACCAGUCCAGGAUGGGUGCUGCCUGCAGGGGGCACUGGUGUCUAAGAUUCCCUUCCGACACCCUGCACAGGUGCCAGCACUGCUGGAUGUCAUCCGACACCAGGCUGCGUACAACACACUCAUUGCUAGCUGUGUCAAGAAGACACUUAUCAAAGACGCAUUUUUGAGUCAUUUGCCGUUCAAUCUGAAUAUCAUCCAAGCGAGGAUACACAAGUGGCGAAGGCUUAAAAUGCCCCACAAUUUUUCUCCCACUGAUACACCGGGGCUGCUGCAGUUUGAGGUCUGUCCGCUGACGGACUCCAGCUUUAGUGUAUCCUUUCAGCACCCUGUUAACGAGUCUCUGGUUUGCGUGGUCAUGGAUGUGACUGACUCGAGGCAGGUAUCCUGUAAGCUGUACAAAGGUGUCUCUGACGCCCUCAUCUGCACAGAUGACUUCAUCACCAAGGUUGUCCAAAGGUGCAUGUCCAUCCCUGUCACCAUGCGAGCCAUCCGGCGCAAAGCAGAGACCAUCCAGGCUGACACCCCCGCCCUGUCCUUGAUCCAGGAGACUUUAGAGGACAUGGUAAAGAAGAAUCUGCCGCCCUGCAGCCCCAGUUAUGGCAUGGGUUCAGGAGGUAGCGGGAGCAACCCCAUGGGCCUAUCAGGGGCCGGAGGAGGGAACACGACUACUGGAGGUGGCAGCACGGGAAGCAGUGCUGGGGGAGGGCCCUCCUUUACAGGCCCAAUCAGCUCACUGUUUGGCAUGAGCAGGGGCACGGGCUCCCUGUCAGAGGGCAUGGGCCAGCAGCAUCAGGUACAGCAGCAGCAGACCGCUCAUGGAGAUGACUUCAGUAAAGUCACUCAGAACCCCAUCCUGACAAGCCUGCUUCAGAUCACAGGCAGCGUGGGCUCCAGUCCCACCCCUCAGCCCCCCUCCUCUGGUCCCCAGCCCCACCAGACCCCACCCCCAACCUCCUCUCCUGCCAGCAACACAAAGAACCACCCCAUGCUCAUGCAUCUGCUGAAGGAUAACCCCUCCCAGGACUUCUCAGCCCUUUACAGUUCUGGACCUCUGGAGAGGCAGAACUCAUCCUCGGAGUCACCUCGCACCGACAGCCUGGGGGGCACUGGGGGAGGCGCCAAGCCAAAGAAGAAGCGAAUGAGGGGGACUGAGAAGAGUGGAGUGUCUGGGGCAGCUAUGGGCAUCAAGCAGCAGCAGCAGGGUGGGCCCAUGCAGCACCACCACCCCACUGAGGAUGACUUCCACCGCGAGCUUUUCUCUAUGGAUGUGGAUGCCACCCAGAACAUGUUUGACGUGAAUCUGCCAGGGGAUGGCCUGGAUACUCCCCACAGCAUAACACCAGCCCCCAGUCAAUGUGGCACCCCCCCUGCAGGGCCCAGCAUGCCAUAUCAUGCCGCAGCCCACACCCAGGCCCAAUCACAACAACAGCCGCCACCUCAGCCACCCCCCGCAGGCCCCAACCUGACCCGUAUGACGCGCCUCUCCAGCUCUGACAGCAUCGGUGCUGACAUCAAUGAGAUCCUUUCGGACCUCCCCGACCAGACCGCGAAAGGAUCGGCGGGUGGCGGGGCCAGCGCUCACGGUCAGCACCAUCUGAGCGGGGAGGACGCAGGUCCGCUGGGCACUCCACUGAGGGACUCCUCUAGUUCGGGCCAGGGCAGUGCUGUCUUUGAGUCUGACUUGUUCAACGCAGGUAGCAAUGAGAACCCAUUCCCAGACGCUGCUGACCUCAUUGCCGAGGCAACCACAGCAGCCACGCCCACCAGUGACUCCUCCUCCACUAACUUCUUCCCAGACACGGUGGACUUCAACCCUGACCUGCUGAGUACCCAGAGUUUCCACCAGUCCUACUUUGGGGACAGCUCCCCCAGUGCAGACGGGGACCUUGACCUGGGCAAGGGCUUUGGGGGCAGCCAGCAGAAUACCCCUAUAGGGACGCCCCAGAACCCAACUCCACAUGGGCGCAGUAGCCCUGACCCCCCCCUCAAGGAUGCCUUUGACAUGAAUGUCGUCUUUGGGGGUGCGGGUGGAGGAGGAAAGCCCCUGCUUGUGCCUGCCCCUGAUCUGGGGGACCCACACUCGGGAGGGGGGCAGAGUCCUCACAUGAUGGGCUUGGGUGGGGGUGGAACUGGUGAAUUUAAGGGUGCUGAUUUGAAGAGCAAGCAACAGCAGAUGAUGCGAGGUAAAGAUGAUGGUGGCUGUGCUGGGAGUUCUGGCCUGGGGGGUGUGGUGGGGGGCCUGUCCGAAGGCAAGCAGGUCAAGCGGAGCCGCACCCCUUCCAGUGAGAGUAAGUCAAAAGAUAAGCCCCCCAAGCGUAAGAAGAUGGACCCUGACAGCAAGUCUCCAUCUCUCAGUGCAGGCAGCCGGCCCUACACCCCACCCAGCGGGGCUGUGGGCUCUGGCGUGCCCAUGAGCAGUGGAGGCUCCAAAUCCCCCGGGAGCUCUGGGAGGUCACAGACUCCUCCAGGAGGCGCCACACCACCUAUCCCCAAAAUUACCAUUCAGAUUCCAAAAUGCACCUUGUCAGGGGGCAAGACCUCCUCCCACGGAGGAUACACAACCAGCAGCUCUGCUGGGGGCAGUGGGGGCAGCAUGGGUGGAAGCAGCAGCAGCAAAAGCCACCACUCUCACUCGUCAUCCUCUUCAUCGUCCUCGUCGGGCAAGGUGAAGAGCAACAAAUCAGAGGGUUCUCUCGGUCAGAGCAGUAGCUCCAAACCAAGCAGCAGCGGGGGGGGCGGGGGGGCUGUAGGCUCCCAGUCAAAGGGCUCCUCGCAGGGGAUCAACGUUGGAAAGCCAGGCUCAUCCCCGAUAACUAAACAUGGGCUAUCUGGCAUGGGGAGCGGGGGGAGCGGGGGAGGAAGUGGCAGCAAAAUGAAACCUCAGGGAGGAAAGCCCCCAGGAUCACUCAUGAACCCAAACAUCAAGCCCAACAUCUCACCGUCGCAUUCUCGCUCUGGCACCUCCGACAAGCUCUCCUCUCCCAUGAAGCUGCAGCAGAGCCAGGUCCCCGUGACGCCACCAUCCUCCAAGGCAAAGUCACCCAUGGGCUCAGGCAGUGGGGGCUCUGGAGGCUCAAAGUCCUCCUCAGGAAGUGGAAUGAGCUCCCAGAAGCAGAUGAGUGGCUCCUCUUCCAGCUCCUCAUCAUCAUCAUCAUCAUCAUCAUCAUCCUCUUCUUCGAGCUCUUCGUCUUCUGGCACCAUGUCAUUUUCUGCAGCUUCGCAGUCACAGUACAGUGGGGCUGGGGGAGGUGGUGGUGGCAGCAGCAGCAGCAACAACAACCCCAAUGCCAAAGGCAAGUCUCCGAGCCGCAACAAAAAGCCUUCCCUCACGGCCGUGAUUGACAAGUUAAAGAGUGUGGGAGGGGGAGGGGUGGGGGCUGAGGAAGGUGGCGAGGGAGGCUGUGGAGGUGGCAGUGGUUCUGGAGGAGGUGCGGGGGUUUCCUCAAAUGUUGGUCCCCCAUCCUCCAAGCAUGGGAUGUCCUCCCAAAGCGCAGAAUACAUGACUAAGCGGGAGAAGAUGGAGAAGGAGGGCAAAUCCAAAGUGCUGGUGUCAGGGAGCUCAGGGGACAAGAAACCGCUGGAUUCAAAAAGUGGGGGUGCUGGAAGCACCGGGGUGGCCAAGAUCAUAAUCAGCAAGCCGGAUGGGGGGUCUCCAAGCAUCAAGGCCAAGGUAACCCUUCAGAAGCCUGGGGAGGGCACUGCUGAUGCUAUGCGCACCCAAUUGCCAGGCCUCAAGGCUUCUCCCCUUUUCAGCGGCUCCACACCCAAGCAUGACCGCUGCUCCCCCAGCCACAGCCGCUCUCCGGGGUACACUCCUCUGAACCCCGACAGCGAGAGUGAGUCUGGCAGCAGCUCUGUGGCCGAGAAGUCACACCAGAACAGCCCCAGCUCAGAUGAUGACCAGGCCUUGCGGCCCCUGCAGACUCCCCACGAGUACAUCAGUUCCACUCCAGUCAGCUCAGGCGAGAAGCACAAGAAACACAAGAAGGAGAAGAAGAAGCAGAAGGAAAGGGAGAGAGAACGGGACCGAGAGCGUGACAAAGAGAAAAAGAAGUCUUCCUCAUCCUGCAGCUCAUCAUCACACCCACUCAAGCCUGAUAGCUGGUCUCGCUCACCCAUCUCGGCACCAGACCCAACACUUUCCAUGCUAGGAUCAGAUCGUCCGGCCCGACCCAGCCCUCCCUAUCUACACACCGAGGAUGAUGACCUCAUGGACUCCGCCCUCACGGGUAACCUGGAACCCUUCAAAUAAGAUGCCUUUUCACCGUGGGACUACAUCAGCUGGAUUGGCACCAAGCUGGCACUUUCUAUCGUGGCGAUGUGGAGAUCAGCUGUGUAGGAAGCUGGCACAAAAGGAGCAGCUUUUUGCUUUAUUUUUAUGAAUAUUAGCUGAUGUAGUUAGCAGUGUUGCCUUACAUCUCUUGGACCAGGGUUCGAGUCUCCACCUUGACUCCAAGUAUGUGGAGUUUGCAUGUUAUCUCCUUGUCAUCAAGGGGUUUCCUCCAGGCACUCCGGUUUUCCCUCACAGUCCAAAAACAUGCCAAGAUUAACUGUAAUUUCCAAAUUGCGCAUAGGUGUGCACGUGUGAGUGAAUAGUGUGUGAGUCCGCCCUGUAGUGAAUUGACAGCCCAAGAUAAUUCCCUGCGUUGCGGCCAUAGGCUCCGUACCCCCCCCCCCCCCCCCCAACCCAGCAUACCACAAGUGGGUGUGGAAAAUGGAUGGACAGAAGUUCCUCAAAGACCAUCGGCAUGCUGGUUUUCAUCGCAGCCAAGUUCCUUUUAAAUGUAAAUGUACACUUUUCUUGAAUAUGGCCAACAGAGGUAAGGUUUGAGAAAGGAAAAAAAAAAAAACAAAUUGACUGAAUUUGUCAUCAUAAUGUAUCAUGCACCAGGGCCUCUCGGCAUACAAUGUCUGAUUUAAUGCCAUUUAAUACCUGCGAGUUGCAUGACUAUCUAAACCCUGCUAUUUUAUUAUGAUCUUUGGGAAAUCAAAUUCCCCCUGGAUAUUCUUUUUAAAACAUUUCCUGUACUCUUUACUGUGGAGCCAAAAAAAACUGCAUCUUUAUUACCGUCACAGAGAUAAGACCCGUGUUACCCAUUUGGAGAAAAAUUGUACAUAGUCUGAAAAUCAAAACUGUGAAUAUUUCAAAUUCACUUAAGUUGUGCCUCUGUUGUCUAAUUUUGAGGUCGAACACAUACUUUGCAACACUAAGUUACAGUAUACUAAAUUUUAUUUCUUUACUUUUGAAAAUAAGGAGCAGGAUCUAAUAUUUUACUUUUUUGUAGCAUGAAGGCCGUGACCCAGUAGGAUAAGCGGUUUGGGAAAUGGAUGGAUGGGUAGCAUGAAGGUUUUCAUUCAGUGGAUAAACUGUACAUUUAGUCUUUUUUUUAUCUGUCUGAAGUUUGCAGAUUUUAUGAUGGUUAUUUUUAAGAAUUUGUUUGGGAAGGUGUUCUGAGAACAGCUGAAGUAUUUUUACACUUCUGUAAUGUCUGUCAAUUUAUGGAGUGUGUUGUAUUACUGAGUUGAAAUUUUAAUUGUACAUUCCCCCCCACACCCACUUCUGUGUCACAUGUUGAAGAUAUCUUUGCUUUUCAAGAAAGUAGAAAGUGGUAUUACCUACUUGAUUAUUGCAAAAAUCAUAAUCAAAAUGAUCAUGAUUAUUUAACACGAUUACUCAUGGACUCAUGGAAAUAUGCAUUUACUGAAUUAAAAAAAAAACUUGUCUUUUUAACAAUGGAUUUCUUUGAAUUAUAUUAUUCAACUGAGAAACAAAAACGGGCUGAAAGGGGGAGCAGCAAAACAAAACAGGCAUCAAUGUGAAAUACAGCACAAUCGUCUUAACGUCAAGAUUAUGUUUUUAUAAUCAUUGGAUGCCGAUAUAACUGAAAUUAAAAUUUGAAUAAUUGCCUAGGGCUA
Brienomyrus brachyistius is the source of this 7762-nucleotide messenger RNA. It is a transcript of the gene med1, whose product is annotated as mediator complex subunit 1. The transcript is spliced from 18 exons. Gene Ontology annotation, cellular component: mediator complex. Gene Ontology annotation, biological process: regulation of transcription by RNA polymerase II; cellular response to thyroid hormone stimulus. The coding region runs from base 612 to 6098 and encodes 1828 amino acids. Gene Ontology annotation, molecular function: nuclear vitamin D receptor binding; transcription coregulator activity; nuclear retinoic acid receptor binding. The record is from RefSeq and is a predicted model, not a curated record. NCBI's taxonomy places the organism in Eukaryota, Metazoa, Chordata, Actinopteri, Osteoglossiformes, Mormyridae.